Messenger RNA from Amoebophrya sp. A120, 273 nucleotides. The record is from the annotation of a GenBank genome assembly. NCBI's taxonomy places the organism in Eukaryota, Dinophyceae, Syndiniales, Amoebophryaceae.
CGCAGCCUCUGAUGCGCAACAAGCGGCGACGCGACCAUAUGCGCGACAAUCCUCGUCCAGCCCUGCACGAUCUCCACCAUCGGUUUUUCCGAGCAGCCCCCGCCGGCUCACGAUGUCGCAGCGCGAUCCGACAUACGCGAUGUACCACACGAACAAAGCGCCGUCACUGAGCAAGCUUCUUCACCCGCGGACGACCUUCGAUGCCGACGGCCAGACCUCCCCGCCGCAGAUGCGGGACCCGGUGACGCGGGACCUGCUGCUCGUGAACCAGAC